Molecule: messenger RNA, 2721 nt
Organism: Ruditapes philippinarum (Manila clam)
Lineage: Eukaryota; Metazoa; Mollusca; Bivalvia; Venerida; Veneridae
Product: alkaline phosphatase-like
Exons: 10
Coding region: 218-1801 (527 amino acids)
Biological process (GO): dephosphorylation
Molecular function (GO): alkaline phosphatase activity
Source: RefSeq, a predicted model, not a curated record
UAACGUUUUUUAAAUAAAUUUAUCUUAUCUUUAUAAACUCAUAAUACCUGCUCUUCAGCAUUUAUACGCUUUAUAUAUGAGGAUAGAUACGCUUUAUAUAUGAGGAUAGAAUUAAAUUAUUUAAAAGAGAUAGGUGUAUUGUAAAUGAUCUAAAUAGGUUAAGAAAUUCUGCAUACAGUUUUAUUAGCUUUACUAUUUUAUAUAUCAAGACAGAACUAUGAAAAUUGUAGCAUUACAUUCUGUUUUGUUUUUGUAUUUAAUCAUAUGUUUGAUACAUGUAAUGCAUGGAUUACAAAAACGAAGUCAUAUUUCAAGGAAUAUCUUAUUUAAUAACGCAGAAAAAGAUGGAAAGUAUUGGGAGACUUUAGGAAUCAGUCAAAUAAAAAAGGCAGCCUCCCAUGUACCGAACAAAAAUUUAGCAAAGAACAUUAUCUUGUUUAUUGGAGACGGAAUGGGCAUUUCUACAGUCACAGCAGCAAGAAUUUUAGGAGGCCAGAAAUUGGGAAAGCCAGGAGAAGAACAUAUCUUAAACUUUGAACAGUUUGAAGACGUUGCCUUGUCUAAGACUUACAUACUGGAUAGGACGACUGCAGACUCAGCUGCAUCAGCGACUGCUCUUCUCUGUGGUGCGAAAACAAAUUACCUUAUUGUUGGUAUGGAUGGUCAAGCAGUAUACAGCAACUGUAGUGAAUCAAUUAGAAAAAGCAAACAAUUAGAAUCUGUUUUGGACUGGGCACAAGCUGCAGGUAAAAGAACCGGAAUUGUUACUACAGCUCGGAUAACACAUGCGACACCCGCUGCGGCCUACGCCAAAACACCAAACCGAGACUGGGAAGGAGAUUCUGUUAUGACAAAUGAUGACACACCGUGCAAAGAUAUUGCAAGGCAGUUGGUUGAGGAUAAUACAAAUAUAAAUGUGCUUCUUGGAGGAGGUAGACAGUUUUUCAUACCAAAUACCAUGAUUGACCCUGAAUCUAACAAGACUGAUCAAAAUCAAAGGCAAGAUGGCAGAAAUCUAAUCACUGAAUGGAUGAAAGAGAAAGCACAACGUAAUGUUAGUCAUAGUUAUGUAUGGAACAGAGACCAGUUUUCGACCAUUGAUGCAAGCAACACUGACUAUCUACUAGGACUGUUUGAUCCAAGUCAUAUGGAUUAUGACAUAGAUAGAACAUCCCAUGGACCAUCAGGGGAGCCAUCGUUGGCUGAAAUGGUCACAAAAGCCAUAAACAUUCUAAACAAAGGCAAUGAAGGUUUUUUCUUGCUCGUUGAAGGUGCAAAGAUAGACCACGGGCAUCACUCAAAUCGACCAGAAUUAGCACUCAAUGAUGUAUUAGCGAUGGAUAACGCAAUUAAAUCAGCAAUCGGCGAAACCGACUUCAACGACACUCUAAUUCUUGUAACGGCUGAUCACUCCCAUGUCCUCGACAUAGCAGGUUAUCCAAGCAGAGGCUCUAACAUUCUAGGUCUAGCUGAGACAUUUGCCGGACCAAUCCUAGCUGAAGAUAAAAAGCCGUAUACAAUUUUACAAUAUAGCAAUGGUCCAGGAUAUUCAAUGUAUAGAAAAGACCUUACUGGUGUGGAUAUGUCUGUUGGUGCUAAAAGAUUUCCUUCUGGUAUACCUUUAUCAUCGGAAACACACGGUGCCGAGGACGUGUCAGUGUAUGCAAAAGGACCCAUGUCUCAUCUUGUGCAAGGUGUUCAAGAACAAACCUACUUCGCCUAUGUAAUGGCAUAUGCAGCAUGUAUAGGACCAUAUUCCACAGGUGUACUCAAAGCGGAGUGUUUGGAAGAUCGGACUUGAAAAAUACUUAGUUUAAACAAUAUUUUAUUUAUAAAUAUAACAUUUAUAUGAUAAAUGACAAAUAAUAAAAUUUUUGCUUGAAAAGCCUUUUUAGAAAGUCUAUCCGUUAGCAUUGUCUCAAAGAGUAUGUUAAAACGGUAACAAUUAUAUAGGCAUUUUUGUAUUAAAUAUACAUAACAGUUUUAUGAAAAAGACUUAGAAGCGUUUUGAUCACACCGUUUUUAUUUAUAUUUUAUGUAUACUUUUAGAAAUAACGAAUAGCAUAUUAUGUAAAGAUAAAUACAGUUUAUGGUAUAAAAAUAUAUAAUUUUUUACACAGGAACAUUGCAACUAAUAAGUUUCUCCUUCAAUGUCAAUUAACCGAAUCUAGUCUCUGUGUUUUUUGGUGUAUGGAUAUUGAAAGUAUAGAACAUCUAUUUUGGAACUGUCAAAUGGUUCAAAUAUUUUGGAAUAAUCUAUUCAAAUGGCUAAGUGAAAUAGCAAUAAAUGUAACGUAUGAUAAUUUUACGUUUCAUCUUCUCAAAAUAUUACAUUUAUACCAGUAAAUUAAAGAAUCAAACUCCAGACAUAAGUAUCAUUAAAAGAAAAUUUUCUUUUGAAUUGAAAAUUGAAUUAUUUGUUGCAUUACAGAAUGAUACAUUAGAAGACUUUGAAAAUUGCUUGAUAAAUCAAAUUGAUUUGUUUAAUAUGUAACAAAAAAAACAUGCAUGAAGAAAUGUUACCUUUUCUUGUGUAUUUACAGAAAUGAACCUCUUAACUUUAUUAAAUGUCUUUAAAAAUUCCUGACUUAAACAUCACAAAAAUGUUAAUUAUUAAUUAUCUACGUAUCAAUUUUAAUGCUAUAGUUACAAGUUUGUUUGUAUGUAUGCAUUCUUUUCUUGAAAUAAACGGGCCUUUAACUAGGUUCCAAAAAAUUAGCU